Triticum urartu is the source of this 2010-nucleotide messenger RNA. The record is from RefSeq and is a predicted model, not a curated record. NCBI's taxonomy places the organism in Eukaryota, Viridiplantae, Streptophyta, Magnoliopsida, Poales, Poaceae.
CCGGCGGCAUGACGACCAACACCAAGCGCGCGUACAAGCUCCAGGAGUUUGUGGCGCACGCCUCCAAUGUCAACUGCCUCAAGAUUGGGAGGAAGACAUCGCGAGUCCUUGUCACUGGAGGAGAGGAUCAUAAGGUUAAUCUUUGGGCUAUCGGGAAGCCCAAUUCGAUAUCGAGUUUACCAGGGCAUACAAGUGCUGUGGAGUCAGUUGCUUUUGAUUCCACAGAAGUAUUUGUGGCUGCAGGAGCAGCCAGUGGCACAGUAAAAUUAUGGGAUCUAGAGGAGGCGAAGAUUGUCCGCACGCUUACUGGACAUAGAUCAAACUGUAUGUCAGUUGAUUUCCAUCCUUUUGGGGAAUUCUUUGCCUCUGGGUCUUUGGACACUAAUCUGAAGAUAUGGGAUAUAAGAAGGAAGGGCUGUAUCCACACAUACAAAGGCCACACCAGAGGGGUGAAUGCUAUUAGAUUCACACCUGAUGGCCGUUGGGUUGUGUCUGGCGGUGAAGAUAGUGCAGUGAAGAUCUGGGAUUUGACAGCUGGAAAGUUACUGCAUGAGUUCAAAUCUCAUGAGGGUCAAAUUCAGUGCAUUGAUUUCCAUCCCCAUGAGUUCCUUCUGGCAACAGGUUCAGCUGAUAAAACUGUCAAGUUCUGGGAUUUGGAGACCUUUGAGUUGAUUGGAUCUACUGGACCUGAGAUGACAGGUGUACGAUCCAUGACAUUCAAUCCCGACGGAAGAUCUCUGUUAUGUGGGCUGCACGAGAGCUUAAAGGUUUUCUCUUGGGAACCAAUAAGAUGCCAUGAUACUGUAGAUGUGGGAUGGUCUAGACUAUCGGAUCUGAAUGUCCAUGAGGGAAAACUUCUUGGUUGUUCUUCUAAUCAGAGUUGUGUUGGAAUAUGGGUUGUUGAUCUAACGCGCCUUGAGCCACAUGCAACUAGUACUUCAGCAUUACUUAAUGGCCGUUCUGAAUUGAAGACUUCAUCAGGUGGCACUAUGCCAUUACAAAACGACAGUGGUUCAAGGGCUAACAUAGGGCGAUCAUCAGCUCUACAAAAUUCAGAGAAUAACUUAAAAGCUUCUACAGGAAGGCUCUCAGUUUCUCAAAAUUCAGAUUCUGCACCCAAAGAGAUUAAGCCGACAGCUCCAAGUGGCUUGGUCCCAAGCACUCCUCAAAGGGUCGGAACUGGCUCCAGUACUAGAACAGCUGGAAAUUCAACUUAUGCAUCUGGUGGCACCACAUUAAAGAGAAGUUCACUGAAGAGUAACAGCACUUCUAAUCUUCAUAAUUUCAGUAAAACUGACGUGGUGCCUGCUGCUGUUAUCAUCCCAAGAACUAGCUCAGGAGCAGAGCUUGGUACUGGUUCAAGAAGUUAUGCUGCUGAUGUGGCCCCUGUUCUUUCAAAGGCAAGCAGAAGGGCAGAGCCGGCUACUGAUCCUAGGACAGAAAGUGCUGAUGUGGCACCUGCUGUUGUUCCCAGAACAAGUUCAAGAAUGGAAAUGGCCUCUGAUUCAGCACCUGAUGCUGUUUCUAGGGUAGGCAGAAGGUUGGAAUCUGCUGCUGAUUCUAGGAAAGAAAGUGCUGAUGCAGCACCGGUCGUUCCCAGGGCUACUUCAAGAAUGGAAAUGGCCUCUGAUUCUGUACCUGUUCUUCCGAAGGCAGGCAGAAGGUUCGAGUCUGCUACUGAUUCAAGAAAAGAAAGCACUGAUGAAGCACCUGUUGUUGUUCCUAGAGCAACUUCAAGAAUGGAAAUGGCCUCUGAUUCUAGGAGAGAACCUUCUGCAGGAAGAGUAUCACCAUUUAGGAUCCAAUCAAGGUAUGCUGAACCAAGGAAAUCAACCAAUGUGAAAGUUGAUAUGGACAAAGUUGAUGUGGGAAGCAAAGAUACUGAAAGUGACGACCUUACUUGUCAAAUAUUUCUUCCUCGGAGGAAUGGUGCUGUUCAAACAGUGAUUCCCGAAGAAACUCGUGAAGAUGUAAAACAUGGUUCAGUUUACAGGUCGGGAUUUUCAGGUU